Molecule: messenger RNA, 798 nt
Organism: Auxenochlorella protothecoides
Lineage: Eukaryota; Viridiplantae; Chlorophyta; Trebouxiophyceae; Chlorellales; Chlorellaceae
Exons: 6
Coding region: 1-798 (265 amino acids)
Source: RefSeq, a predicted model, not a curated record
AUGGCAUCUGAGGCGGAUGUCGAGGAGGAGGAUGUAUCGGCGACAGCAGAAAAUGUCCCCGACGAAAUCCUCAUGUGGGAGAAGGACGCGCUGGAGCGACUCUGGGAGGAGAUCCCUCUUCAUGGGUACCUCGGAGCCCUGCAGCGCUGCAUGGUGUUGGCAAAGCCGGGGGAUUACCAGGCUCAGCCGUGCAGGUCUGUCCUGCCACUCCCUGACGACGUCUGCGUGCCGAGGGAGGUGGCAGAGGGCCUGACGCCCUGGCACCCCAGCCUCUUCGCCUUCAACCGCGGUGAGGAUCUCCUGGCAGAAAGGGCCCUGGAGCUGGCACAGAGGCUCGUCCCCCGGGGAAUCAGGGGUGUGCGAGUGGGAGACCCGGCCAGCUACAUUGCAAACUGGUUGGCCAACAACAUGCCGAUCAGCUGGAUAGACCAGGUCAAGAUGUUCACUGCCCAGACCAGUGAGUGGCAGGAGCUGAGUAAGUACCGACCCACCAUCGCCACUGAAGCUUCGGAGCGGCUGGAGAUUGCUGCCGAGGCGCUGGGCAGAAUGGGGGCUGUCCGCUGCGCCCGGUGCGGGCACAGAGUGAUCUUCAUGAUGGCAGAACGACCCUCCACGGGAUGGAAUGGGCCGCUGGGAUCCGGACUGCACUCCUGGCUCCCUGGCUAUGGCUGGCUGACCACGGCAUGCAUGGGGUGUCAUCUCAUGCUGGGCUGGGUGUUCGUCCCCAUGCAUGGCCAGUACCCUCACAAGAUCUGGGCCAUCAUGCGCGAUCAUGUGGGCCUCACAUCUGGGAGGUAA